Salvelinus fontinalis (brook trout) is the source of this 2683-nucleotide messenger RNA. RefSeq names its product protein Wnt-16-like. Gene Ontology annotation, molecular function: cytokine activity; frizzled binding. The transcript is spliced from 4 exons. Gene Ontology annotation, cellular component: extracellular region. Lineage: Eukaryota; Metazoa; Chordata; Actinopteri; Salmoniformes; Salmonidae. Gene Ontology annotation, biological process: cell fate commitment; neuron differentiation; multicellular organism development. The coding region runs from base 446 to 1522 and encodes 358 amino acids. The record is from RefSeq and is a predicted model, not a curated record.
GCCAUCGGCGGCAUGCGUUUUUUCUUUGCGCGUCCGUCCAAUUAGCGCGUAGGACAUGCGCGUCUGCUGAAUAUGAAUUCACGGGUGCGCCAAUCCGAGCCUGGUAGCGCGCUUCUUAGAGACGCUCGGUGUGGGUUCUCCCAGUCCAGGAUAAAACUGUUUGUCUGCGUUUUGGGGAACACCGUCAGGAACUUAUUUUAUCACCCAUCCAACUGUAGGCUACUACUAGCCGCCGAGCCACACCAUUCCGCCCGCGUCCUCUCUCUCUCCCCGUGGAUGUUUUUACUGAAAUUGCUCGAGAUAACCACGGAUUGAGGAUUAUUUCUGUUAGGGUCCUAUGCUGUGGGGCUAGCAUGAGACAGAACCCAGUACCGAUCCAGCGCUCCAUGGACAUACCCUUCCCCAGUGCCCUGGAGGCCAGUCAGCUUCUGUAAAUGAGGUGGCCAUGGAGAGAAGAAGCGGCUGUGGAGUACAUCAGAUCUGCUUUCUGUUUCUCUUACUGUUUUCACUGUAUCCUGUCUGCUGUCGAGCCAGUUGGAUGUGGUUGGGAAUAACCUCCGUGGGAGUACCAGAGAAGCUGGGCUGCGCCAAUCUCCCGCUGACGCACAAGCAGAAGGACCUGUGCAAGAGAAAGCCCCAUCUCCUGCCAAGCAUCAAGGACGGCGCGCGCAUCGGCAUCGCGGAGUGCCAGACGCAGUUCGAGCACGAGCGGUGGAACUGUUCUACCAGCAAAGAGCUCUCUGUGUUCGGCUACGAGCUAACUAGUGGGACCAAGGAGACGGCGUUUAUCCACGCGGUGAUGGCGGCGGGGCUGGUCCAGGCAGUGACGCGCUCCUGCAGUGCGGGCAACAUGACGGAGUGCGGCUGUGACACCAGCCUGCAGGGCACAGGCUCGCCCAGCGAAGGGUGGCACUGGGGCGGCUGCUCAGACCAUAUCCAGUACGGUACAUGGUUCAGCAGGAAGUUCCUAGAUAAUGCAGUGAAGAAUAUGUCCUCAGCCAGGGGAGGGGAUGCACUGCUCACCAUGAACGAGCACAACAGUGAAGCCGGGAGACAGGCUGUCGCCAAGACAAUGGCCACCGACUGCCGUUGCCACGGCGUGUCGGGCUCGUGCGCCGUCAAGACGUGCUGGCGCACCAUGGCGUCGUUUGAGCGCGUGGGCAACUUCCUGAAGGAGCGCUAUGAGGGAAGCGUGCAGGUGCUGGACCGCUCCAAGAGGAAGGUGAGGAGGAAGGAGAAGGACCAGCGUCGCGUGCCCAUCGGGAAGGAAGAACUUAUCUUCCUCAACAAGUCUCCUAACUACUGUCUGGAGGACCGGCGCUGGGGCGUGGCGGGCACUAGAGGGCGCCAGUGUAACCGCACUUCGGCCGGCCCCGACGGGUGUAACCUGCUCUGCUGCGGUCGGGGGUAUAAUACACACGUGGUUCGCCACAUAGAGAGGUGUGAGUGUAAGUUUAUGUGGUGUUGCUAUGUGAGGUGUCAGAAGUGUGAGAGCAUGAAUGACAUGCACACGUGUAAAUAGGGAGAGGGAGGCAGGUGAUGGCACACACACACACACACAAACACAAUCACACUGUCCCCAAUGAGAGACUAAAAGACUCCCCCCAUCGUUCCUCUCUCCCAUGGACAAUGGGGGGGGCGCCGCAUCAACAACCCUCGAUCUCAACUCUCAGGAAGACAGUAUUUAUACACCACACCAUUAGAGGUGAACAAAGACAGUGGAUAAUAGUUGACUUUGAUUGGCCUAUCAGGGCCUAGCCUUGUAGGAGGCUAUCCAAUGGGACUGGAGUUCCACAGUGUUUCAGAGGCUUGAGGAUCCACACACUCUGACUACCAAACAUGGCCAUCUUCAUUAUUUACUCAGAGUAGAAAUGAGCCACAAAACUCAAUGAUGAAAACAAACUGCACUUUGAUGGAAGUUAAAACUCUUCAAGUCUUCAAAUGGACUCGGUGAAUGAUGUGUAAGAGGAGAAGAAAGGGACCAAAAAGUGCCUGUAGGGGGCGGCAACCCAGUCCUGCUUUUUAAAGGAACGCGGAGUAGAUGCAGCAAACAGUGUCAGUACAUUUCCAGAUCAGAACCAAGUCUCAUAUAGACAACUGCAGGCUAGAGCUAUAGACAGUACAGGGAUUGGGAGACCGUCAGAGGUUGCCAUCUUUUGUGUCAUUUCUAGGGCUCUCUUACAUGCUAGGGAGUAAGGACAGACCCAUGGCUUUAUGGUGAUUGAUGGUGGAUAGAUUAGGCUUAUUCUUGUUGGAAAGCUUGCAGUAUCUAUGCAUAGAAAUAAGUCUUGAAAUAAUCAUUCAAAUGCUUUGUAUUUUUGGAAUAAACUGCUAAUGACUUCAAAAAUAUAUGGUACCAUGACAUUUUUAUUUGAGAUAUUUUGGAAAGAUUUCUUGAAAUCUAAAAUAUUUGUUUUGUACUAUUCAGAUUGCAAAAUUCAGGGCAGAGUGAAGCUACAGGUGCUUUAAUUGAGAAUAUGUCAGAUGACGUAAUAUUUUUGUGAAUUGUUUACAUUUUGUAAAUAUUAAAUUAUGCUGUAUCACACGAUGAGUGUCUUAAGAUUCAAGCCCAUCCAAUGCUCUCAGACAUACAGCAUGUGUUUGUCAAACUGUACCAUUUAAUGUGUUGGUGUUCUGUUUGUCAUCAUUGUAUUACUAAGGUCCUUUGUUAUACUUUUGCUGU